AUGCCCGUCUCCGUCACUUUCCCCGCCCCCAUCGCCAUCGAGCACACACCCCCGCCGACGAAACCUCAGAGUGUCGUAAAAUGGCAACGGCCCAGAGGUUUAUGGAAGGCCCGUGGGACCGGCCCUCGCCGCGAUAAGCAAGACCAACACUCAUCAGAUACCACUGACGACGAUAUUGACGACGACGAGUACCCCCCAUUCCACGUACUCGAAGCCGUCGAACAUAGUUGUUGUCGUCGUAUAACCACCAGAUUUCGCUCACGAAAACGACAUCGCAGUGAGACGCUCUCCACUAACUCAUCGGACGACGAGGAGGAGAUUAGAUAUUGGGAUUAUUCACGACGGUGCGAUAGUCCGCAUCCGGAACGAUUAAACAAGUGGGCUGCGCGGUCGAAAGUUAUGGAUGUUUCCAGUAUAGCGAGGGGUCCUAGCCCGGUUGUUGUUCAGGAGGAGGGGGAGUAUACGAUUGAAGAUUGGAGGGAUCUCAAGGAACUUUUUGCAAAAGCUGCAGCGCAGUAUGAAGGGGAUGACCCAGCAGAGACGCUGUUGCUGUUACGAGCUGUGAUACACGAAUGUCACCGAUUUCUUCGCCACCACCGCGACCCCUCUCUUCUUUUCUCACCCCCGCUCCCUGAGCCCGCCCCGGUCCCUGAGCGAAACUGGUUCCACGAUGAGCAACCACGAUAUAUGUCCUCUGAACGGCCCAAGCGAAAACCCUCAACCCCACCACCAGUAGAAAAAAAGUGCAAAUGCGUCGACCUCGUAACAGCAUUCCACACCAUCCUCGGCACAGUCCUCUUCUUCUUCGGAAACAUCAUCGCGCAAGAUCCAACAUUAGCGCUCGAAGGCGAGCCAACAACCGCAGUACCCUACUGGCUCGCAGCCUUCGACGCCUUUGAAACAGGCGAAAACUCGCCAACACGCGUCAACGGCAAAGGCUGCACAUCCGCGCCAGAGGACUGGCGCAUGGCCAUCAUGUGGGGACGCACACUCGUCGCACUCGCCGACGACCUCCUUGCCCGCCAGGCAAAAUUAAAAGAAGAUAACCCCAACGCACCCCUUGACCCGUUCAUCGCUUCUUAUCUGGCUGAUAGUCCUAAAUGGCCAGAGGCGUCCCCGUUUGGAGCGAUUAAUCGUUCGAGGCCGGUGACGACCCGUCGACUGUCCAUAUCCACCACCACACCCAACGAGUUACUCGUGUUGGCGAUGGACCAGUUCUCACGUGGGAUAUUCCACAUGCCGCACCCUAACCACUUACCUCCCGCCUCAUCAUCAAGAACAGCAGCACCCAGCCCACCAUCCGCAGUCAAACGACCCCCCGACUCUUUCUCCCGCGCAAAAGAGCUAUUCACCAUCGGCUCCGAGGUUCUCCUCAUCUCUGAAAAGCUGUUGGAGCCAUCGGAGAGACAGACGUGGGGCGCUUGGUCGGAUAGUAUAUUCAGCCAGAUGAAGAUGGAAGCUGAUAUGGAGGUAUGGCGGGCACCCAUCGCACGUGCGCGUGGGAGGUGUUGUUUGAUCGUUGGCGCUGCACGCGCGGAAGAGCUCGAGGGUGCUCUGGAGUCUGGGGAUAUGGAUGUGCUCAAUACGGAGGAUGCGGAGGACGCACGGGAUACGUUGGGGUGUGCUAUUGGGUAUUUGGAGAAGGCACGGGAGUUGGGUGUGGGUGGGGAUGAGGAGGAGGAGGAUCGAGAGGAGUUGAGGAGUUUGCUUGUUGAAGCUUUGGUGACGCUUGCGAAUUUGACGGGGGAUGUGGGGAGGCGGGAGGAGCUUUAUGCGAGGGCGCAGAUGGAGGGUGGGGAGGAGUUUGAGUUGGAGGGGAUGAUGGAUGAGACGGAGUGA
Molecule: messenger RNA, 1839 nt
Organism: Laccaria bicolor S238N-H82
Lineage: Eukaryota; Fungi; Basidiomycota; Agaricomycetes; Agaricales; Hydnangiaceae
Exons: 3
Coding region: 1-1839 (612 amino acids)
Source: RefSeq, a predicted model, not a curated record